Messenger RNA from Thecamonas trahens ATCC 50062, 825 nucleotides. RefSeq lists its product as uncharacterized. NCBI's taxonomy places the organism in Eukaryota, Apusomonadida, Apusomonadidae. Gene Ontology annotation, molecular function: transferase activity. The coding region runs from base 1 to 825 and encodes 274 amino acids. The record is from RefSeq and is a predicted model, not a curated record. The transcript has a single exon.
AUGCGUGUUGUCGGUUGUGGAGGGCGACAGGGCGCCCAGUUUACGGCGCCGUUCUCGCGCGAUCUGUCGUACACGCCGCCGCAGCUGAUGAAGGGCUCGGAUGUGACGAUUCUCCAGUCGCUGCUGCUACGGUCGCCGCACGUGUCAGGCCUUGUGGCGUCGGGCGAGUACGGCGAGGCGACCAAGAACGCGGUGGAGGCGUUCCAGAGUGGCAACAAGCUGAGCGACGACGGGAUCGCUGGCGCCGAGACGACCAACCUCUUGCUCGACCUCCACAUGUACGACGGAUACAAGGACUCGGGCACGGUCCUUCCUGGCUUCAAGUACAAGGUGUACAUCCCGGUGUUCAAGAACCGGUCGGUCGAGGUCUCGGCCUCGCUGUACGAUGCCGACAACAACCUGCGGUUCUCGUUUCCGGUCAAGACUCACGGGCAGAAUGCGGCGGACGGCACGGCGCUCAACAUGCUUGCUGGGGACGGCUCGACGCCGACUGGGCUCAUGACCUUUGAUCUCAACACGCCCGAGGAGGACGUCAAGGACUUUGGACCGUACCCGGUCAACCGGGCGGUCCAGGGUCUCGCCGGCAACGCCGCCUUCCUCAUUUCGGACAUCCGCGACGGCAUCCUUAUGCAUACUGGUGACUUUGACCCCUCGCUCCCGCUGCCCAACUCGCACGGCUGUGUCCACUCGUGGCCGGCAGACAUCAAGCAGGUGUGGCAGAUUCUGGUCAACGACCUCGGCGUCGUCGUCCACAACAACACCUUUGGCAAGCUUCCGUACCCUUACAAGCCGCAAGGCCUGCUCUCGAUUGCCAUCGUCGACUGA